This is a messenger RNA of Cyprinodon variegatus (sheepshead minnow), 1895 nucleotides long. Its product is annotated as Na(+)/H(+) exchange regulatory cofactor NHE-RF1-like. The transcript is spliced from 6 exons. Gene Ontology annotation, biological process: protein localization to plasma membrane. Gene Ontology annotation, cellular component: apical plasma membrane. NCBI's taxonomy places the organism in Eukaryota, Metazoa, Chordata, Actinopteri, Cyprinodontiformes, Cyprinodontidae. The coding region runs from base 194 to 1279 and encodes 361 amino acids. The record is from RefSeq and is a predicted model, not a curated record. Gene Ontology annotation, molecular function: signaling receptor binding; protein-membrane adaptor activity.
GAGCAGAGAGGCGUGGAUCUCAGAGGCAGUCUAUAAAGAAGAAAGCUCUACUUUUUGAACUGUCGAAACUUUCCCCCGCGCGGAAGUAUAACCUUUGUGAAGCCUCUGUGCAACAGGUGUCACUUUUUCUCUAUGGUCGUUGUGUGAAACGCUCAACUUGUUCGGCUUGUGGGUGAAAGAAAAAAAGCAAAAAAUGUCUCAACUUAGACCCAGGCUUUGCGUGUUGGAGAAAGGGACCAAAGGUUACGGCUUCCACCUGCACGGAGAGAAGGGCAAAACCGGGCAGUUCAUCCGGCUCGUUGAGGAUGACUCCCCCGCCUCCAGAGCCGGGCUGCUCGCCAAAGACCGGCUGAUGUUCGUGAACGGGGAGAACGUGGAGGGAGAAAGCCAUCAGCAGGUGGUGGCGAGGAUACGAGCCACGGUCGGGGCUCUGGAGCUUAUCGUGGUGGACCCCGAAACGGCAGAGCUGCUGAGCAAACACAGCCUGCAGUGCCGGAAAGAGUACGUGACGGAGGGGAUUCCCCUGCCCGGAGGGGACAGCGACUCGGAGCGCGAGGACAGACGGAGCAACGGCAGCCCUGUCCCGCGCGAGAACGGGGACAGGUCCUCUGUGAGGUCAGGGAGCGUCAGCUCCAGCACCAAGGUGGAGAGGGACGGGCCGCGGCCUCGGCUCUGUCACAUGAGGAAGGGGUCCAGCGGCUAUGGCUUCAACCUGCACAGCGAGAAGAACAAGCCAGGACAGUACAUCCGAGCCGUGGACGAUGACUCCCCGGCGCAGAGAGCAGGCCUCCGACCGCAGGACAAGAUCCUCGAGGUCAACGGGAAGUCAGUGGUUGGGUUGCAUCACUCAGAGGUGGUGGCGGCAAUCAAAGCCGGCGGAAACGAAACCAGGCUGCUGGUGGUCGAUGCCGAAGCCGAGGAAUUCUUCAUUAGGUGCAACAUCGAGCCCACCGAGGAUUACAUCAGAGGACCACUUCCUGAGCCCGGGUCAGAGAGAGGAUCCGACGAGGAGGUAGCAUCACAGUUGAAGCAUACGCUGUCAGUGAGCUCCCACGCUUCCAGUGCCUCAUCCAACGCCUCCCAGCCAGCAGCAGAACGCAGCUCACCGCCUCCACGGGUUGAGAGGAGCCCGGAGCCGGAGUCGUCCCCUACCGAUGACGGCCUGGGCCUCAGCAUGUCUCUGGCUCAGGCCAGAGAACGGGCCCGUCAGAAGAGAGCCUCUAAGAAAGCCCCGCCAAUGGACUGGAGCAAGAGGAACGAACUGUUCAGCAACUUAUAAAAAUCACCACCUCCAUGGGGCUCUGUGCUGCCCUCUAGUGGAGAGUUCAGAGACAAUCAGCCUCUCAUUCCGUGUGCGUCUGCUGCAGACAUGAACGCAACACAUCUUAAACCCACUUUUAACAGUAUUACGUCAUGAUUUUAUUGUUUUAAUUUAGAGAUUUGCCACUUUUGUUUCUUUCUUUCAUGUUUUAAUGACUGCUGGACUGCCAGCAUUUCACACAGAGAUGAAUGUUUAUAUAUUAAGGAGAGAAAGUAGUUCCGUCCUGUUUCUCAUGAUGAGGAGCGUGUCGGGGAAAAGUAAUUCUUGGCAGAUUCUGCAUCGAAAGUGAAUCAACAAACAUUUCCUCCAGUCGGUAACUACUGGGACCUUUUUGUUUUAUGUUCUGAUGUCUGAUUCCGAGAUAGGAGAUUAUUAUUGUUGUUUUUGAUAAGCAUGUAAAUACACGGAGCGGAUUGAGAGGACGUUUUAGCUGGACUGACGAAGUAAAAGUCUGGAACAUUCCUGUGAAUUCUGUUGAUUCUGCUGAAAUCAUUUCUGUUUUUAACAAAAAAACCAAACUAUUCUGAUGUUUCUGUGACGUAGAAUGUAAUAAUGAAAAAUAUAGCAUUUGGAU